This is a messenger RNA of Dioscorea cayenensis subsp. rotundata (Guinea yam), 2341 nucleotides long. RefSeq names its product probable methyltransferase PMT2. The transcript has 7 exons. Gene Ontology annotation, cellular component: endosome; cytoplasm; trans-Golgi network. Gene Ontology annotation, molecular function: methyltransferase activity. NCBI's taxonomy places the organism in Eukaryota, Viridiplantae, Streptophyta, Magnoliopsida, Dioscoreales, Dioscoreaceae. The record is from RefSeq and is a predicted model, not a curated record. Bases 147 to 1991 code for a protein of 614 amino acids.
AGAGAGAGAGAGAGAGAGAGAGUCUAUGGAUCCCACUCGAGAUUGAUUUUUCCUUCUCGUUCUUCUCUUCAAUUCUUGCGGAAAUAUUGGUCACGCUUAAUCUCUUCACAUCUGUAAAUCAGCAUGAUAAUUUUUUCAGGUGCAGCAUGGCUUUAAAAGCAAAUGCAUCAGAUAGUAGAACUCGAAGCUCUGUAUCUAUAUUUAUUGUCAUUGGUCUGUGCUGCUUCUUCUAUAUCCUUGGUGCUUGGCAAAAGAGUGGUUUUGGUAGAGGAGAUAGCAUAGCAGUUGAAAUCACAAAGCAAACGGACUGCACUGUGCUAUCUAAUUUGAAUUUUGAGACUCAUCACAGUGGGACAGAUGCUGACAAUCUCUCUGAUUCACAAGUUCAGACCUUUGAGCCAUGUCAUGACCGUUUUACUGAUUACACUCCUUGCCAAGAUCAAAGCCGGGCAAUGACAUUUCCUCGAGAGAAUAUGAAUUAUAGGGAGAGACAUUGUCCCCCUGAUGAAGAAAAGCUUUAUUGUCUUAUCCCAGCACCAAGUGGCUAUGUAGCCCCAUUUCCCUGGCCAAAAAGUCGUGACUAUGUUCCCUAUGCUAAUGUGCCCUACAAGAGCUUGACGGUCGAGAAGGCUGUUCAGAAUUGGGUCCAGUAUGAGGGUAAUGUGUUCCGGUUUCCUGGUGGCGGCACACAGUUUCCUCAAGGAGCUGAUACAUACAUCAAUCAACUUGCUUCCGUUAUUCCAAUUGCCAAUGGUACUGUUAGAACUGCCCUUGACACUGGUUGUGGGGUUGCGAGCUGGGGUGCCUACUUGCUUAAAAGGAAUGUGCUUGCGAUGUCAUUUGCACCAAGAGACUCGCAUGAGGCACAGGUUCAGUUUGCUCUAGAAAGAGGUGUACCUGCUGUCAUUGGUGUUCUUGGAACCAUACAGCUUCCAUACCCAUCAAGAGCCUUUGACAUGGCUCAUUGCUCUAGGUGCUUAAUUCCGUGGGGAUCAAAUGAUGGAAUGUACAUGAUGGAGGUGGAUCGGGUUCUCAGGCCUGGUGGCUAUUGGGUUCUUUCAGGUCCUCCAAUUAAUUGGAAGACUAACUACCGGGCAUGGCAGCGUACUAAAGAUGAUCUUGAGGAGGAACAAAGAAAGAUUGAAGAAAUUGCUGCACUUCUUUGCUGGGAUAAGGUUUCUGAAAAGGGUGAAAUUGCUAUCUGGAGGAAGAGGAUAAAUGGAGAUUCAUGCCCUUGGAAGCAAGGGAAUAGCCGUGUGAGUGUUUGUGAAUCAGGAGAUGCAGAUGAUGUCUGGUACAAGCCAAUGAAGCCUUGUGUAACUCCUUUGCCUGAGGUGAAUAGGCCCGAAGAGUUUGCUGGGGGUCAACUAAAGGCGUUCCCCGAUAGGCUAAAUGCAGUUCCUCCUAGAAUAUCUAGUGGUGAUGUACCUGGGGCAUCUGUUGAUGCAUAUCAAGAAGAUAACAGAUUGUGGAGAAAACAUGUCAAAGCUUAUAAGAAAGUCAAUAAAUAUCUUGACAAUGGGAGGUAUCGCAAUAUAAUGGACAUGAAUGCUGGUUUUGGUAGUUUUGCUGCAGCAAUUGAUUCUCCAAAAUUAUGGGUAAUGAAUGUCGUGCCUACUGUUGCUGAGAAAUCCAUGUUGAGUGUUGUCUAUGAACGAGGAUUGAUUGGCAUAUAUCAUGACUGGUGUGAAGCUUUCUCCUCAUACCCAAGAACAUAUGAUCUUAUUCAUGCAAAUGGUGUUUUCAGUCUUUACAAGAACAAAUGCAAAAUGGAAGAUAUCCUUCUAGAGAUGGACAGACUUUUGAGACCAGAAGGUGCAGUUAUCUUCCGCGAUGAAGUUGAUGUCUUGGUGAAGGUAAAAAGGAUGGCCAGUGGCAUGAGAUGGAAUACAAAAAUGGUGGAUCAUGAAGACGGUCCUUUAGUACCAGAGAAGAUACUGUUUGCUGUGAAGCAGUACUGGGUCGGCGGAAACAAAACAAAGGAAGAAUAAAAGCACAAUACCAUCAUAAUUCAGCUAUAUGCUUCUGUGAACACAACCGAAUUCCUGGGAUGAUAAUAGAAUGCAUGGCUCUAAUCUUUAGUCAAGUUCUUCCUACUUUUCUUGGAUAUUUAAAGAUUGGAAGCCGAGUCAGGCAUAAGAAUUGAAGGUAAUCAAGCACCGGGUUGAUUAAUUUUGCUUUUUAUUGCUACUAAGUUAUCCUUCUUCUUUUACUCUGCCUGCUGAUGGUUUUGCAAAACACAAAACUCAGCAGCUUUUUGUCUGUAAAAUCCCUGUGUUUCCCAUAUGAAAAUUUUGCAAAUUUGUUUCUCUGUGUUCAUGACUAUUGCUAUUGUUGUCAA